This is a messenger RNA of Plodia interpunctella (Indianmeal moth), 4856 nucleotides long. It is a transcript of the gene GCS2alpha, whose product is annotated as Glucosidase 2 alpha subunit. Gene Ontology annotation, biological process: carbohydrate metabolic process; N-glycan processing. The coding region runs from base 151 to 2934 and encodes 927 amino acids. The record is from RefSeq and is a predicted model, not a curated record. The transcript has 21 exons. Lineage: Eukaryota; Metazoa; Arthropoda; Insecta; Lepidoptera; Pyralidae. Gene Ontology annotation, molecular function: alpha-glucosidase activity; carbohydrate binding.
AAACAACCAGAUUUCUCCACGUAACGUUAGUGUCCGGUCGAUUGUAUCAGGCCAAAAAAUAUAUAAAUUAAUGUUGAAAUGAUUUUUUAAACAAAUCAUUCGUUGAUAUAAUAACAGUAUUACAUCGCUGAAGGUUAAGAUUUGAGCAGGAUGAAGACCUUGUGCUGUCUUCUAGUGGGGAUUUUGGCUAUCUACGGUAGUUUUGCUGUUGAUAGGAACAAUUUCAAGACCUGUGAACAGUCGGGUUUUUGUAAGCGUCUAAGGGCCCAGAAACCAGAGAAAUCACAAUAUUCGCUGGAUCCUAAAACUGUAGCUGUCCAAGGGAAUACUCUGGUCGCGAAUGUGGUGACAGUCGACAGGGAGACUCAGCCGCCUAAAGUUUUGCAUAAAUAUGUGCUGAAACUGUCAGCAAUCAAAGAUGGCACGUUCCGAGUGGAGAUCAACGAAGCGGAGCCCCUGUAUCCACGCUAUGUGCCUCAGCUGGCAUUAGUGAGUGCUCCAGUAACUGACAAAUUGGAACUAGUCUCCAGCGACGACACAAAAGUCAUUGCAGCCAACUCGCAAGGACAUAGAGUGGUGAUCACAGUGGACCCGUUGAAGAUUGAGUUCCUGGACAAGUCUGGGGAGUCAGCGGUCGUGCUGAACGAGAACAACCAGCUGUUUGUUGAGCCUCUGAGGAAGCGGAAGGAAGCUGUAGAAGAUGAGACGGGACAGAUUCUGGAGGAGGAUGAGGAAGGGACUUGGGGCGAAACCUUUAAGUCCCAUCACGAUAGCAAGCCUAGGGGCAAUGAGGCUAUAUCUCUGGACGUGUCCUUCCCUGACGCUGACCAGGCAUAUGGUAUACCCGAACACAGCGAUAAGGUGAACCUGGCCACUACCACAUCCGGAGAACCUUACAGAUUAUAUAAUCUGGAUGUGUUUGAGUAUGAGCUGGACAGUCGCAUGGCUAUAUACGCUGCUAUACCCGUCAUGUAUGCGCAUGGAUCAAAACGCUCCGUGGGUGUGUUUUGGCACAACUCCGCCGAAACUUGGGUGGAUGUCGUCAACUACGCUGACAGCAAUGUGGUGUCUUCCCUCGUCAACCUGGUCACAGGCGGACAGAAGCGAAAGGUUGACGCGCGUUUUAUGAGCGAAUCCGGCGUAUUAGAUGUGUUCGUUUUGAUGGGUGACAAGCCUAAAGAUGUUCUGCGACAGUACACUGCACUCACUGGAGCGGUGCCCUUACCUCCUAAAUUUUCCUUGGCCUAUCAUCAGUCCCGUUGGAAUUACGUUGACGAAAACGACGUCGCGUCCGUGGACGAAGGCUUCGACACUCACGAUAUCCCGGCCGACGCUAUUUGGUUGGACAUCGAGUAUACCAACGGCAAAAAAUACUUCACGUGGGACGCUGAGAAAUUCCAACACCCAGCGGAAAUGGUCUCCAAUCUAACGGCCAAGGGCCGUAAGCUGGUCGUCAUCAUCGACCCUCACAUCAAGAGGGAGGCUGGAUACUUCCUGCACGAAGACGCGACGGAGAAAGGUUACUACGUGAAGAACAAGGACGGCAAGGAUUACGAUGGCUGGUGUUGGCCCGGGUCCAGCUCGUACUUGGACUUCAUGGACCCGCGCGUGCGGGAGUACUACGCGUCGCUCUACCGCUACGAGAACUUCGCUGGCACCAGCAAGGACGUGCACAUUUGGAACGAUAUGAACGAGCCAAGCGUUUUCAACGGUCCAGAGGUCACAAUGCUGAAAGACAACCGCCAUUAUAAAAGUCCUGAACCGGGACAAGAAGGAAUAUCCUCUUUCUGGGAACACAGACACAUCCACAAUGAGUACGGCUUGUUCCACAUCAGCGCGACACACAAAGGCAUGCUGGAAAGAGACGACAAAAAAUACAGACCUUUUAUACUCACUCGAUCUGGUUUCGCCGGAGCGCAGAGAUACGCAGCAAUAUGGACGGGCGACAAUUCAGCCGAGUGGGGUUUCCUAGCGGCCUCUGUGCCGAUGUGCCUGUCACUAGCCAUCGCCGGCAUGAGCUUCUGCGGCUCCGACGUCGGCGGGUUCUUCAAGUACCCCGACAGCGAGCUCAUGACUAGGUGGUACCAGGCGGGUGCGUACCAACCAUUCUUCCGCGCUCACUCGCACAUCGAGACCAAACGCCGGGAGCCUUGGCUUUACGACGCCCAGACCCUUUCCCUCAUCAGAGACGCUAACAGAAGGAGAUACGCGCUACUCGACUUCUGGUACACACUAUUCUUCGAACAAACCCGCGACGGUCUACCGGUGUUCAGGCCCUUAUUCGUGGAAUACGGGGACGAGAGCGAGGUGCUUACCAUAGACAACCAGCAUCUGCUCGGCGACAAAAUGUUAGUGAGACCGGUGUUAGAGAAAGGCGUGAGUUCAGUGCAAGUGUACCUGCCCGGGGCUCGAACCCGGACCGUCUGGUACGACGUCGACACCUACCAGGCCUACCCGGCCGACGGGUAUAUCACCGUUGACACGCCAAUAUCUAAGAUCCCUGUGUACCAGCGAGGCGGCAGUAUAAUCCCGCGCAAGGAGCGCGUGCGCAGGUCCUCCGCGCUCAUGGCACACGACCCCUACACCCUGGUGGUGGCCCUCGACGCUAACAACACGGCCACUGGCACACUCUACAUAGACGAUGGCGAAACAUACGACUAUAAAAACAAUAAGUAUAUUUACGCCAAACUGGAGUACACACAGGAAAGAAUGACAUACACUUACAUAGAUGAAUCCGCGACAUAUCCGACCGGAUCGUGGGUGGAACGCAUCGUGGUAGCGGGGAUCAAGACCGCACCGCGCAGCGCCAAACUACUGCAAGGGGAUUCUACCACUUCUUUACUCAUGACACUGCACAAAGGCAACGACGUGUUGGUGAUCCGCAAGCCUGCGGCGAACAUGGCCAAACCAUGGAAGAUCACGUUUAGCUAUUAAUUGUGAGGUAUUCUUUGCUGGCUGACCACAAUUUUGUGAUAGUUUUCACACUGGACGCAUUGCUAUACAACUGUUGUACGAUUUUUGAGGUUAUUAUUUUUUGACAACUGCCAAAAUGGAUAUAUACAGGGUGUCAAUACCUAUUAAUGGAAACAAACAAUACAUAUAUACUGGAAACAACAACAAAAUAACUAAAUAUAUACCGUUGUCAAAAAUUACCAAAAAAAUGUUGCCAGUAAGCUCCAUGACAGUUUUUUCUUGAAUAUAAUAGUUUUUAAUGUAUUUUGUCAUUAAUUAAUUUGAAAAUUGUAUUUGAAACUUGUUUCAAUUUAUCAAAUUUUGAAAAUUGAUCAAAUUUUAAGGUACAAAGUAGUGAUAAAAGUCGGCGAAAGUUAUUGCAAUAUAAACUUUAAUGAGCAAAGUUAUAGAGCCUGUUUUAGUUUGCAGAUAAUGUAUCCAGUGUACAGUAUCAUAGAUACUCUUUGGUAUAAGGUUUUAUUUUGGAUCAGUCAGUAAUAUCUAGAAUAGAUUUUUAAAUUUAUACAUAGGUAGGUACGAUAUGGCAGACAUCAUUUUAAGUUUAUUCAAAUCACUUUUAUCUCAUGUGUUUCUGAUUUUAUGGUAUUUUUGUUCUAAAUAUUGAUUUAAAUAUAAAAUUUCUUCCUAUUUAAAAGUGUAUUUUUAAAAUAAUGCUAUUGACGAUUGAAGUUUAAAACUUACGAGUCAAAACUGUAAUAAAAGAACAAAAUUUAAAAAUGAUUAAAUACGGAUGAGUCAGCAGAUUGGUUAAAUGUACUGAGGCAUAAAUAUUGCCGUCUCUUUCUAACAUACGAUAGAAAAGGACAGAUGAUAUUCCCAUUGAUUUUAACAAAUGUAGUAUUUGAAGUUUAAUAUGAGCUCGACAAUUGAUUAAAAAUAUGUACACUUUUAAUAGUGUUUUCUUUUCACUGCAUAUUCUAUUUUAUUGCCAUAAACUAUAGGCUAUGUAUAUACUUAAUAAUAUAAUGCACUUUUUGCUAAGUUGUAAGAAACAUGUUCGAUUUAUUUUACCUGUAAUAGUUAAAUGUUAAUUAUUAUUGUAAUGUUACUAGUGAAACCAACUCAGCAUUUUUAUUUUAUUAUAAUUCAGUCACAAUUUUGUGAGCACCGAAUUUUGACCUUCGAAAAUGUUGUCUUUUAUAUAUAUUUAAAAAUAUCUCGGCAUAUACCGCUCUUCUCCCGGCAAGGUGACGUUCAUUGAAAAGUGAGCUUUAAAACGUGCUCUGUAGAUAUACUUUACAUUGACGACAUGAGAGCUGACAUUGAGCAUUCAGCUUAUUUGUUGCCAAUGCAAAGUGUGCCCUACAGACGACGUUUUAAAGCUAAUUUUUCAAUGAACGUCAUAUUGCCGGUGCGGUAUAAGUGCGCUUCGUUAAUUUGAUAGAUUCACUUGCAUGUAUGAUUGGAUCAUAUAACCCACAGAGGAACAAACUUAUAAAGCGCGGCGAUGGCGUCGCUACUGUUGAAUAAAUUUGACAAGGAAAUUACUUUUGUAAUAAGACUUCGGAAAGUUUCAAAUUUCGAUCACCGGGUCAAGGAUUUGUAUACCAUAGAUUAAUGAUCCAUCCAAUCGCAUAUGCAAAAAGCAUAUGGUUAGAAGUUGACAACUCGUGGGUUAUAUUCAUUCCGUGCACAUGCAAGCGCGUUAGCGUAUCAAUGGCGAAAUGGCGUCCUUUUUUUUUGAUCGAGAUUUAAUUAGUUCAUAUUGUACCCGUGGUCCUACCGAUUUGUCUGGUGUCCACUGGUGGGACCACGGGAUAUUUAUAUAACAUAUUAUUUUUAAAAGAUAAUAUUUUGGAAGGUUAAUUCUGAAUCACGCAUGUUUUACCACAACAGCGGUAUGUGGAGUGUUAGUUUGGUGAUAAUAAAACAAAUUUUAAAUA